This is a messenger RNA of Brassica rapa (field mustard), 1694 nucleotides long. RefSeq names its product cytochrome P450 71A1. NCBI's taxonomy places the organism in Eukaryota, Viridiplantae, Streptophyta, Magnoliopsida, Brassicales, Brassicaceae. The record is from RefSeq and is a predicted model, not a curated record. Gene Ontology annotation, molecular function: oxidoreductase activity, acting on paired donors, with incorporation or reduction of molecular oxygen; iron ion binding; heme binding.
AUGGAGCAAAUCGUCUUCAACUCACACACUUUCCUUUUAACUCUUUUCGCAUUGUUCCCAAUUCUCUUCUUCGCAAUUCUCAAAAAUAAGAUCAGAUCAAAAAAGAUAAAACUUCCUCCAUCCCCUCCAAAGCUUCCUCUCAUUGGAAAUCUUCAUCAGAUAGGUAACUUACCCCACAAGUCACUCCAGGACCUCUCACUCAAGCAUGGACAGUUCAUGUUCGUGAACCUUGGAACCACUCCAUACCUAGUUGUUUCGACCGCUGAUGCCCUCGAAGAGAUCACCAAGAACCACGACAUUACCAUCUCGAAUCGACCCACCAACACUAGCGUUUAUCCUCUAAUGGGUAAUGGUCAAGACUUGUUGUACCAUCCUUACGGAGACCACUGGAAGCAACUAAGGAAGAUCAGCGCAAUGCAUCUGAUGAAUAAAAACGUCGUGAACCACCGGUUUCAAACGUUGAGAGAUGAAGAGAUCUCGAGUAUGUUGGAGACUAUUCAUCUUUCGAGCCUAAAAGGCGAAGAGAUCAAUAUAUCGGAUAUGAUGAAUACUGUGGUAAGCAGUGUCCUCCAUAGGUCGUACACGGGUAGCUCCAAAAGGGAAGAAAAGGAAGGGCUCUCGAGCUCGAUGCGUUUCUUGAACUGGGACGUCAAGUUCAAGAAGCUCUUGGGAUCUUUAUGCGUGGAGGAUUUGUUUCCGAUCUUAGGGUUGAUGGAUAGGUUUACGGGUUUCAAAACUCUUUUAAAGAGUACUUACUUGGAGUUAGAUAGUAUUAUGGAGACUCUCAUCAGUGAAAGAGAGAAGGAGAGCUUCGUGGAUGUACUUAUUCAUCAACGAGACAACGAUAAACUUGACUACGACGUCAAAGCAAUCAUGCAGGGUAUAUUUGUCGCGGGUGUAGACUCUGUAGCAUUGGAGCUAGAAUGGUUGAUGGCCGACCUCAUCAAGCAUCCCAAAGUUAUGCGGAAAGCACAAGAAGAGGUACACCGCAUAGUUGGGACCAAAUCAAAGAUAAGCAAUGAUGAAAUAGAAAAAAUGCAUUAUUUGAAAUGUGUAAUCAAGGAGACAAUGAGGCUCCACCCUGCGGGAGUAGUUCCACGAGAGACAUCAUCUAAGUGGAUAAAAGUAGGAGGCUACGAUAUCCCUCCGAAGACCAAAGUAUUCGUGAAUCUGUAUUCUAUCCAACGAGACCCUAAACAAUGGGAAAAUCCAGACGAUUUUAUACCUGAGAGAUUCAUGGAAAAUAACAUUGAGUUCAUGGGGAGCAAAGGGUACAUUCCAUUUGGAUUUGGUCGUAGGAACUGCCCUGGUAUGGCCUUUGGUAACACUUUGCUCGAGGAGAUUAUUGUGAAUCUCCUUUACCGGUUUGACUGGAAGUUGCCUGAUGGUUCUAAACCGGAAGAGCUUAACAUGGAGGAGGUAAGUCAGUUUGUUAUCGCAAAGAAGUACCCUCUCAGGCUGGUUCCGGUUCAAAGGUUUAAGAGCAAAGCCUAGGGUUUAUGUAAUAAGGGUUUCCAUUUUUAAGUAAUAAAUGGGGUCAAUGCAUUUGGUUUGCUAGUAAGAGUGACAAUAAAAAAAAAAGUGACAACUAUUUAUUUCGGUUUUCAAUAAUGUUUCGGCAAGAAUUAGGCCGUUUCCUUGUGUAAGCAUGCUAUCAAAUCAUAUUAUUAAUCAAUUUUACGAUUAUUUAUCUA